This is a messenger RNA of Lolium perenne, 964 nucleotides long. The record is from RefSeq and is a predicted model, not a curated record. Lineage: Eukaryota; Viridiplantae; Streptophyta; Magnoliopsida; Poales; Poaceae.
GACAUGAUUGGAGAAAGUUUGCUUUUGACUACGGUCUGAAGAAGGGCGACGAGCUGAGGAUCAGAAACUCAAACGGGCAGAUAUACGUAACUGCUUACAGAGUUGGAGACACUUCCAAAUAUAUAAUAUAUCCCCUGAUGGAACAUGAGCGGAUGUCACAAAGGGCAACCACACCAGCACCGGCACCGGCUUCCCACUCUCCUGCAUCAGCACCGGUUCCUGUACCAGCUCCGUUUACUGCAUCUACCCAGCAGUCCCCUACAUCAGCAUUGGUUCCUGUAGAGGCCCCAUAUACUACACCUGCCCAGCAGGCUCCUGCAUCAGCACUGGUUCCUCUAGCUGCACCGUUUACUGCACCUGCCCAACAGUCUCCUGCAUCAGCACCGGUUCCUCUAGAGGCACCGUUUACUGCACCUGCCCAGCAGUCUCCUGCAUCAGCACCAGCUCGUGUACCAGCCCAGGCUCCUGCACCUGCCCCAGCCAGAUCACCGAGGUCUCAGCUCAUUGCUGUGGCCACCCGUGUGGUGACCAGGACGCAUCUGAAGGCUAUGUUCAAAUUGCCUAAAAGUAUCUCCAAGGAUCUCAAUGCUGGCCGAAGGGGCAAGAUAUCCCUCGUCAUGGAGAGUGAAGGUCUCACCGUGGAGGGACGGUACUCCGUCAGUCCCACAGAUGGCCGCUUGGCUGUUACUUCCAGGUGGAAAAAGUUCAUUGACGGUGCCAAACUUCGCAUUGGAUCAAAGUUGAAGGUCAAGAUCUUUCGAUGCCGCUGUGACAUGCUGGUCAUAAAGUUCGCGGUUGUCUAGUUCUGUUGCCCCAUGAGCCCUUAGCAAAUGCAUUUGUAGUUAUACUUAUAUAAGGUUAUCUUAUCUGAACUGCUAAUUAAUUGUAUGGGUGGUAAAACUCUGGCAAGCUUUUGCUCUUAGCAAGUAUGUAUGUAUGAUCAGCUAUUAUGAUAACUAAUGUU